AUGAUAUUCGUGGGGAAAUUUGUGACGACGUUCUCCACUUGUCUCUCAUUCACUGCACCUCUGACAUCUGUAUUUAUCCUUGUCCCUGUUUGGCUGAAGUCCACUUUUUCUUUUUAUUUCUUAUUUCCACAUUGUUUUUCCUUCAUCCUUCCUUUUAAAGUCAAUGGUUCACUUUUUCUUCUACACUCACAUGUUUCCUUUUUCCAUUUUGACUCAGUCUAUAUACUUGUCACAGCAACCAAUUGUGAUGACAUUUGUGACAAAAUUUUUGACGAUGUUCUCUGCUCAUUCAUCGUUCACUGUACUCAAUUAAAUCUAUCUAUGCUUGCCGAUAUCUAUCUGCCACUGUGUCCAUAUUUCAUUUGGUUCUUAUCUUUCGUAGUCUGGAAAAAGAAAGCUGGAGAGACUCUCUCUCUCUCUCUCUCUCUUCCUCUCUCUCUCUUCCUCUCUCUUUCUCUCUCUUCUCUCUUCCUCUCUCUCUCUGGGUAG
Messenger RNA from Acanthosepion pharaonis, 489 nucleotides. The record is from the annotation of a GenBank genome assembly. Lineage: Eukaryota; Metazoa; Mollusca; Cephalopoda; Sepiida; Sepiidae.